Gekko japonicus is the source of this 1049-nucleotide messenger RNA. It is a transcript of the gene HOXA4, whose product is annotated as homeobox A4. Gene Ontology annotation, cellular component: nucleus. The record is from RefSeq and is a predicted model, not a curated record. Gene Ontology annotation, biological process: embryonic skeletal system morphogenesis; regulation of transcription by RNA polymerase II; anterior/posterior pattern specification. Lineage: Eukaryota; Metazoa; Chordata; Lepidosauria; Squamata; Gekkonidae. Gene Ontology annotation, molecular function: RNA polymerase II cis-regulatory region sequence-specific DNA binding; DNA-binding transcription factor activity, RNA polymerase II-specific.
CGACAACGCGAGAAAAAUUAGUAUUUUUGCACUUCACAAAUUAAUGACCAUGAGUUCGUUUUUGAUAAACUCCAACUACAUCGAGCCCAAAUUCCCUCCUUGCGAGGAAUAUUCGCAGCACGGUGGCAACGGCGGCGGGGGCAGCAGCUACCACCCGCAUCACCAGCACCAGCAGCACCACCACCACCACCCCCAGCCGCAGCCGCAGCAGCAGCACCCCCAGCCGCAGCAGCAGCACCCGGGCCCGCCGCUCCGCCAGUACUACCCGCGGCCGAGCAGGGAGCCCGGAUACCAGCCGCCGCCGCCGCCGCCACCUCCUCCUCCGCCGCCUCCUCCUCCUCCCGAGGCUCUCUACCCCGCGCAGCCACCGCACUACUCCGAGUCGCCUUACAGCUAUGGCAGCCUCGGCGCCACCGCGGGCCCGGAGCAGCCUCCGCUGGAGACCUCCCCGCCGCCGCCGCCCCCCAACCCUCCUCCUCCAGCGCCCGCUCCUCCCGCCUUGAAAGGCCACCCUGUCCAGGCGCAGCCCCUGCUCCAAGGCCACGUCCCGCAGCACCCGGUCCAGCCCCCCCAGCGCCACUGCGAAGCGGCCCCGGUGGCCGAGCCCCGCUUGCCCCCUAAAGAGCCGGUGGUGUACCCCUGGAUGAAGAAGAUCCACGUGAGCACGGUCAAUCCCAACUACAACGGAGGGGAGCCCAAAAGGUCCCGAACUGCCUACACCAGACAGCAAGUCCUGGAGCUGGAGAAGGAGUUCCAUUUCAACCGCUACCUGACCAGGAGGCGACGCAUCGAGAUCGCGCACACGCUCUGCCUCUCCGAGCGUCAGGUCAAGAUCUGGUUUCAGAACCGGAGAAUGAAAUGGAAGAAGGACCACAAACUGCCCAACACUAAGAUGCGCUCCUCCAACCCCUCCGGUCUCAACCAGCAGGCCAAAGCGCCGCCACAGCAGCAGCAGCAGCAGCAACCCCGGGGGAGGCUGACCCCCAACUCAACAGCGCUAUGAUGGCCCCUCAUAGUCAAGGGACCCCCAUCCUCCUCCCCCCCAUCCG